This is a messenger RNA of Closterium sp. Naga37s-1, 297 nucleotides long. The record is from the annotation of a GenBank genome assembly. Lineage: Eukaryota; Viridiplantae; Streptophyta; Zygnematophyceae; Desmidiales; Closteriaceae.
AUGAUGUAUUUUUUUACUGCGCCCCCGCCUUCCCUCGUUCGUUCUCUGUUCUUUCCCAUUCCGUGGCGUGGUGCCGUCCGGUCAAGCGCAUCUCGCGCGCGCGCUCUCGCUCGCUACAGCGCACUCGACGAGAGGCUUCAGCAGCGGCAGUCGCUGGUGGCGGCCAACGAGCUGGGGACGCUCCGGUCCGUUCGGGUGGCGCCGGGCGCGCUGGGGUUCUACUUGCGCUGGUUCAACCCGAGGUCGUAUAUGCGGGUACUGGUGCAUCUAGGCGGGUUAGUUACUUCCACACAGUAA